AUGGGAGUUAAGACAUCGAAGCUUUCCAAAGAUGACCUAACAAGUUUAAAACAGUCCACGUAUUUCGAUCGCAGGGAGAUCCAACAAUGGCAUAAGGGGUUCUUGAGAGAUUGCCCCAGUGGUCAACUUACCAGGGAAGACUUCGUCAAAAUAUAUAAACAAUUCUUCCCUUUUGGAUCUCCUGAGGAUUUCGCUAAUCAUCUUUUUACAGUUUUCGAUAAGGAUAACAAUGGAUUCAUACAUUUUGAAGAAUUCAUCACUGUUUUGAGCACGACAUCUAGGGGGACCAUGGAGGAAAAGCUGUGUUGGGCUUUUGAGCUUUAUGACUUGAAUCACGAUGGAUACAUUACCUUCGACGAAAUGUUAACUAUUGUGACGAGUGUUUAUAAAAUGAUGGGGUCCAUGGUCACACUAAAUGAAGACGAAGCUACACCGGAAUCAAGGGUCAAGAAAAUUUUUAAAUUGAUGGAUAAAAACGAGGAUGGAUAUAUUACGCUGGACGAAUUCAGGGAAGGUUCUAAAGUGGAUCCUUCCAUUAUUGGUGCUUUAAACUUGUAUGACGGGUUAAUUUGA
Saccharomyces eubayanus is the source of this 573-nucleotide messenger RNA. It is a transcript of the gene FRQ1, whose product is annotated as frequenin. The coding region runs from base 1 to 573 and encodes 190 amino acids. Lineage: Eukaryota; Fungi; Ascomycota; Saccharomycetes; Saccharomycetales; Saccharomycetaceae. The transcript has a single exon. Gene Ontology annotation, cellular component: intracellular membrane-bounded organelle; cytosol; membrane. Gene Ontology annotation, molecular function: calcium ion binding. The record is from RefSeq and is a predicted model, not a curated record.